AUGGCUGAAGAGAAACAGUCGCCACAGCAGGCGACAAUUCACGAGUUGCCACCUAAUUCUGCUUGUCCUUCUGAGUGUGCAUCCUCAAAUACCAGUUUAGUAAAGGUAGUGGACUGGAACGGCCCAGAUGAUCCAGAGAAGCCAAUAAACUGGUCACGAUCCAAAAAGAAUCAGAUCCUCGGUGCAGUUUGUUUAAUGCGCUUCACAACCCCGCUUGCCUCGUCGAUGAUGGCCCCAGCUCUGUUACAAAUUGAAAAUGAAUUCAACUCUUCUUCAAUGAUGAUGAACUUUGCGGUCUCUAUCUAUAUUAUCGGAUUUGGACUCGGGCCCUUGGUGCUUGCACCAAUCUCUGAAAUCUAUGGGCGAAACAAAAUUUACCACGGAGGCAAUAUCAUGUUCACUAUUUGCACUGCAUGCUGUGGUCUCUCACCAAAUACCACAUCUCUUCUCAUUUUCCGACUGCUUGCCGGUGUCAUGGGCGGUGCCCCAUUGACAAAUGGUGGAGGAACCAUCGCAGAUCUGAUCCCUUCACAUGAGCGAGGAUUUAUAAUGAGUGUUUUCAGUCUAGCCAUGCUCCUCGCACCCGUUCUAGGGCCAGUAGCCGGUGGUUUCUUAUCACAGGCCGCGAACUGGCGAUGGAUCUUCUGGCUUUUGACCAUUAUGAGUGCGAUCACAACAAUUGUAGGAUUAAUUUUCCUGCGCGAAACCUAUGCCCCAACACUCCUCGAACAAAAAGCUGCCCGACUGCGCAAAGAGACAGGAGACCCCGAUAUUCAAGCUGCGACCAAGUCACCCCUUCCUCUUCAACGACUCAUUAUUCUGGCAUUCAUGCGCCCCAUGAGACUGCUCUUCGCCAGCCCCGUCAGUAUUGUGAUGGCCUUGUAUAUGGGACUCGUCUAUGGCAUUCUCUACCUUCUUUUCACAUCAUACACCGUGGUAUUCCAAGAAAAAUAUGGCUUCAGUCAGGGUCUAGCAGGUCUUUCGUAUCUGGGCAUGGGAUUGGGUUGUACAACGCAACUAUUCCUUGGCUACUACAGUGACCGACUUCACAUGAAGCUCACAAAACGCAACGGCGUAGAGAGGGCAGAGUACCAUCUCUUGAUGUUGAUUCCUGCCGCUAUCUCGCUUCCCAUUGGAUUGAUAAUCUAUGGUUGGACAGCGCAAUAUCACGUUCACUGGUUUGUUCCAAUCUUCGGAACCUUCUUUAUUGGUGUUGGUUUCUCAAGCUCACUGACCAGCGUUCAAACUUAUCUGAUCGGAGCGUUCACUGCAUACUCUGCUAGUGCACUAGCUGCGAACAACCUUGUACGCAGUAUCAUUGGUGGUGUAGUACCACUUUCUGGGCCUGAAAUGUACGCCAAACUCGGAGUUGGCUGGGGCAACACACUGCUAGCCGUCCUAGCUAUGGUGUUUGGACUUGCUCCUCUAUGGUUCUACCGAAACAAGGAGCCCCAGAACCAGACUAAGCGGAGCCCGGUUUAA
Penicillium nucicola is the source of this 1482-nucleotide messenger RNA. RefSeq names its product MFS transporter. Gene Ontology annotation, molecular function: transmembrane transporter activity. The transcript has 7 exons. The coding region runs from base 1 to 1482 and encodes 493 amino acids. NCBI's taxonomy places the organism in Eukaryota, Fungi, Ascomycota, Eurotiomycetes, Eurotiales, Aspergillaceae. The record is from RefSeq and is a predicted model, not a curated record. Gene Ontology annotation, biological process: transmembrane transport.